AUGCUCAAUUCUGAUGUAUCCCACAAGCGCCAACAGUGUCACUUCAUGGUUCCUUUUGGACGAAAUAAGGAAUUCGUGGGACGCGACUCGAUUUUUGAACGGCUUCUUGCGACAAUCGCACCGAGUGCAGAUCAGGACGACUGCCAACGAGUAGCUUUGGAAGGCCUUGGCGGGGUCGGCAAGACGCAGAUUGCGCUUGAGGCUGUGUUUCGCCUUCGCAAUGACCAUCCGGACUGCUCGGUGUUCUGGGUUCCAGCUCUGGAUGCUGCAAGCUUUGAAAGUGCCUACCGUGACAUCGGACGGCAGCUCAGAAUAAAAGGCAUCGAGAAGGAUGAUGCAGAUGUUGGGUCGCUCGUCAAGACCGCUUUAAGUGAAAGCGCAUUUAGCUGGCUUCUCAUCAUUGAUAAUGUUGACGAUGCACAGCUUUUCUUUGGCGAUUCCAACGCGACACCCCUCGGCGACUAUCUACCAUUCAGUCGGAAUGGCUCAAUUGUUGUUACUACGAGAAAUCACCAAGUUGUCACUGAGUUGGACAUUUCCACGAGCAACACUUUCCUAGUAGGGGAAAUGAGUAGGGACGAGUCCAUUAAAAUGCUGCGGCAAAGCAUAAAGGAGACCAGACCGUCGGACGGCAAGGAUGCGAGCGAACUGCUUGACUUCCUGGCUGAUCUCCCUCUUGCCAUCAAGCAGGCUUCGUCUUACAUUGCCAAGACUGGGAUCUCUAUCUCUCGAUAUUCCGAACACUGCCGGUCGAGCGACAAGAAGUUGAUAAAGUUGCUCAGCAAGGGUUUUGAAGAUCGGAGUCGCUACAAGAACUCUGUAAAUCCGGUGGCAACGACAUGGUGGAUAUCUUUCAAGCAAAUUGCAAGGGAAAGUAGAAAUGCCGCGGAAUACCUCACGUUCAUGUGUUUUUUUGCUGAAAAGGAAAUACCGAAAGCCCUACUGCCCCCAGGUAUGGAUGAGGACGACGACGAGAUGGAGAGAGACGAAGCGAUUGGUAUUUUGAAAGCAUAUUCAUUUAUAUUGGAACGGCCGGAGUCGAACUCUUUCGACAUGCAUCGGCUCGUUCGCCUGGCACUGCGAAAUUGGUUACAGGUCGAGCAAAAGCUAAGACACUGCUCUACCGCCGUGGCACAGUGGCUUGCAGUCGUGUUUCCGUCUCUGGCGCACGAGAACAGGGACAUAUGGCUGAAGUACCUACCUCAUAUACAGUCGGCGUUGGACUUCUCCGACGCUGUGGAUGCCAACGAAGUUAAAGGCGGGCUCCUCUCCAAGAUGGCUAUAUGCUUUAAUCUCUUGGGGAAGUACAACAGUGCAGAGGUUUCUUACCGCGCGAGCCUCCAGCUGCGGAACGAGGUCCUGGGCAUCGAGCAUCCCCGCACGCUUGGCAACUUGAAUGGUCUCGCGAAUGUGCUCCAAUGCCAGGGUCGAUACUGGGAGGCAGAGCAUACACACCGACAGACCCUCGAGCUGCGGCAGAGGGUCCUCGGUCGGGAGCAUGCCGAUACGCUCGCAAGCAUGAGCAACCUUGCCCUUUCGCUUGUCGGUGGUGGAAAGUGGCAAGAGGCGGAGCAGUUGCACCGGCAGACACUUGAAUCGAGGAAAACGGUUCUUGGUGAGGAACACCCGGAAACACUCGCGAGCAUGAACAACCUUGCACUUUUACUUGACAGUAGGGAGCGCUGCGAGGAAGCAGGAGAGAUUUAUCAGAAAACAGUGCCACUGAUGGAAAAAGUCCUCGGCAAAGAGCAUCCCAACACGCUUAUUAGCAGAAAUAACCUCGGCAAUGUGCUUCAACGCCAGGGCCGACACAGCGAGUCGGAGGAUAUGCACCGAGAAACGCUUCAGCUGCGGCAGAAGGUCUUGGGCGAAGAGCAUCCUGAUACGCUCGCAAGCAUGAAUAACCUAGCACUGUUGCUUGUCAGCCUUGAGAUGUAUGAGGAGGGAGAAAAACUACACCAGCAGACGUUGAAGCUGAGGCAAACGGUUCUGGGCAAAGAACACCCAGACACAUUUGCAAGCAUGAAGAAUCUUGCCUCUGCCACGCAAUGUUUAUCACAACCACCUUCAAAGUCCCCGGAACGGUCAGAUACCAGAGCUCGACGUUCGUAUGGUUUCCUGCCUUCCGAACCAAGUGCGUUUGCGUUGGGCUACCCGAGCACUAUGUCUGGCAGUUGCGCUCUACCACAAUCCGAAAGCCCCGAACCAAGUGCGUUUGCGUUGGGCUACCCGAGCACUAUGUCUGGCAGUUGCGCUCUACCACAAUCCGAAAGCCGGGAAGCUUACGAUUCAGAGAAGCUACCUUCCUCGGCUAACGAUACUUCACACGACCAACCCGCGGCUCAACCGCUCCCCGACAGCUACCAGCCCGCUCCGCCACCGCCAUACGAGUCUCAUUUGCGAACGUUCUCUGGCGACGAUAUACAACGUCACUCUUCCACACGUUCCCUUCCAGAUUCAGCGUUCGUCUCAAAAGCUACGCCGCCACCAAUACCUCGGUACCAACCAGGACGCCAAGACAUGUUCGAAACCAUGCCCUCGGCACCUCAACAUUUUGGGCCCUGCUCCCCUGGUGGCUAUACCUUCAAGUACUCUGAUUGCACUGGAAGGAGGAAGGCUCUUUUAAUUGGCAUCAACUACUUUGGUCAACGCGGGCAGCUACGCGGCUGCAUCAACGAUGUCCGCAACAUGACUUCCUACCUCGCCGAGGAGCUCGCCUGCAGGCGCGAGGAUAUGAUAAUCCUUACGGAUGACCAGCAGAGCCCCACGAGCCAGCCUACAAAGCAGAACAUCCUGCGCGCUAUGCAGUGGUUGGUGAGGGAUGCUGAUCCUAAUGAUUCUUUAUUCUUCCAUUAUUCCGGACAUGGUGGUCAAACGAAAGACCUUGAUGGCGACGAGCCAGAUGGUUAUGAUGAGGUCAUCUACCCUGUCGACUUCCGACAAAACGGGCAUAUUAGCGACGAUGAGAUGCACGAUACCAUGGUGCGGCCGUUGUGCGCAGGUGUGCGACUGACCGCCAUUUUCGACUCUUGCCACUCCGGUACAGCUCUGGAUCUGCCGUAUAUUUACUCCACGCAAGGUAUCCUCAAAGAGCCAAACCUGGCCAAGGAGGCUGGUCAUGGUUUACUUGGUGUCAUCUCUUCGUACAGCCAAGGGGAUUUGGGUGGUAUGGGUAGUCAAAUCAUGAGCCUCUUCAAGAAGGCAACAAGUGGUGAAGAGGCUCACAGCCGCGCUAUUGCGACGAAGACUUCACCUGCCGAUGUUAUCAUGUUUUCAGGAAGCAAGGAUGACCAGACAUCUGCAGAUGCAAGUAUUGGCUUGCAAGCCACUGGUGCCAUGUCCUGGGCCUUAAUUACCUCUCUUAAGAAGAAUCCUCGCCAGAGUUAUGUACAGCUUCUCAAUAGCAUUCGCGACGAACUAUCCACACGAUAUACUCAAAAGCCGCAGAUUUCCUGCAGUCACCCACUUAAUACAAAUCUCCUCUUCGUCAUGUAG
This is a messenger RNA of Akanthomyces muscarius, 3495 nucleotides long. RefSeq lists its product as uncharacterized. Lineage: Eukaryota; Fungi; Ascomycota; Sordariomycetes; Hypocreales; Cordycipitaceae. The coding region runs from base 1 to 3495 and encodes 1164 amino acids. Gene Ontology annotation, cellular component: kinesin complex. The transcript has 7 exons. Gene Ontology annotation, molecular function: ADP binding; protein binding; cysteine-type endopeptidase activity. Gene Ontology annotation, biological process: proteolysis. The record is from RefSeq and is a predicted model, not a curated record.